AGCGCAUUCAAAACCCUUUUGAGCCCAUCAUCCAUCUAUCAAGCCAACAAGCGCAUUCAAAACCCUUUUGAGCCACAACCCCAACAAAUAGAAAAAACAAACACCCCCCAAUUAAUUUAAAACCUCUAAGCCCAACAACAAACAACACUACCUAGUUCAACUCCGAUGCAAACAUAGCUUACCUUACCUCCUUGUUAGUUGUUACCACUAUUACUACUACUACACUUGUUCCGGUUCCUAACUUCCCUUCCUUGUGUCUGUCUCAUUCUCUCAUCAAAAACCCUUCUUUGAAUAGGGCCCAUUACUCCAUAAUGGGCGACAAGGGAGGCACAACCAAGAAACAACAACUGCAACAACCUCAACCGAAGCAACCUCAAUCUCACCACCACCAUCAACAGCAACAACAACAAGCACAGCAAAUUUCAUCUUCUCCCAAAGCCUCACAUGAGGAACCCAUCACAGAAGUUAUUAGGCCAAUCCACCACCACCAUCAACAACAACUGUCACCAGUUGUGGUUGCAACUGGAGCACCCCCUUUCAUUCCAAGUCCUUUAUAUGUUUCAAGUGGUGCAAGUUGCUCACCCUUUGAGCCUCAGUUUGAGACACUGAACCCAAAGAGACCCAGAUACAGUGGACAAUGGAAGCAGCUUCUACCUUCCCCUCCUGCACAACAACAACAGUCCCAAAUGGCCAUGUUUCCCACCUCAGAAUCAAGCCCUUCACCCACCACACACACUUCAUCAAAUCCACUACAACAACAACCCCAAACACAAACAGCUUCUUCAUCAGACACUUCCUCAUCUCCAACACACUCUCUCCCAUUACUCUCAGGAGAAGGGACCAAUCAAGAGGGAGAGCAAGUUCACCAGCAACUCAGAAAAGGGAAAUACGUGAGCCCAGUUUGGAAGCCCAACGAGAUGCUGUGGCUUGCAAGAGCUUGGAAGGAACAAUACCAAGGUGGUGGUGGUGGAUCUGAUUCUUCUUCAAGAGCAGAACAACAACAACAAGCUGAAUUGGGAAUCACAAGAGGGAAAACUAGGGCUGAUAAAGAUAAAGAAGUGGCUGAGUUUCUAAAGAGACAUGGGGUGAAUAGGGAUGCUAAAACUGCAGGUACUAAAUGGGAUAACAUGUUGGGAGAGUUUCGGAAAGUGUACGAAUGGGAAAGAGGGGGUGAAAGAGAACAAAUUGGGAAGAGUUAUUUCAGGCUUUCACCUUAUGAGAGAAAGUUGCAUAGACUUCCAGCUUCUUUUGAUGAAGAUGUUUUUGACGAGCUUGCACAGUUCAUGGGGUCCAGAAUGAGAUCCUCUCAUGGCAGAGCUGUUUCCACUUUUGUGUCAAGAGAUGAAGCUAGAACAGCUCUUGCUUCUACAAGAGCUCUUCCACCACCUCCUCGACCUUUCAAAGAUGAUGAAACCCCUCUUUCAGCGAGGACAAAGCAAUUGACUUUAGCAAGUGGGGGUGAACCUUUCUUUCAUGGCUCAAGAGGGGGUUUAUUAGGGUUAGACUCUCUCUUAGACGUUUCGGGUUCUUCAUCAUCAUCCAAAGAACUCCGAAGAAUUGGGAAGAUAAGAAUGACAUGGGAGGAAUCAGUGACUUUGUGGGCAGAAGAAGGUGAAGUUCAUAGAGGGAGAGUGAAGCUUCAAUCUUCAAGCCUUCUGAACGCAGAUGAGCUCACUUGUUUUGAUGAUGCCAUGGUGCCAUGCCCCAUGGAAUAUUUCGAAGAUGGUCCACUGAAGGGUUUCUCUGUGGACAGAUUCGUUUCGGGUCAGCAAGUCAAAGUAUUUGGCAGAAGAAAGUCUUCUCCCGCCUCAGAUUCUUCUUCUUCUGCUGGUUUUGCUGAAAGAGUCCAACUUCCCUCCAAAGCACUUCCCAUAAGAUGCAUUGGUACAUUGAAUUUCCGAGACCCAACGGAUUACUACAUGGAAUGCCUCUUACGUGCAUCCCCGCAAACCCUCCCAAGCCUCUUGGAGCUAAAGCGCCACUUAAAAGAACCCCCACCCGAAGACCUACGAUUCCCUCUCCGAAGAGACAUGUACGAGGAUCUCCCCCAAGGGAAGGAACUCUUCUUCACGACAACACCCGAACCCUUGGACUGCAGAAACAUCAUGUACGACGUUGUGGGCCCCAUCAUCCGCCCCACCACCAUCUCCCUUGCCACUUCAUCGAGCCGCGACUCCUUCAUCCCCCUCUGGGACGAUUGCAUCAACAGAAUCAUCCAAAAAUUCUGCCCCGAACAACUCACCCUAAUCCGAAAACCCACGUCACCACCAUCUCAAUCCGAAUCCGAAUCCACGAAUAAUUCACAAUUACAAGAUCAAUGGCCCAACGUAACAGGUUUUGUUAACAACUAUUGCUUAUGGAGAGGCGAAGAAACGCACCAGUUAAAAGAUUCGCAACCCAACCCAUCAACCACUCUAGUCGCUAAAUUACUAUGGACCUACAUGGAUAUACCUUACAUACUGGGUUACUACGCAGUCGCCAAUACGGUGACGUUUUGCGCGAUGAGUAGGUCGCAGGAUGGAAUAAUCAACCGCACCGAUUUACUAGAUCUUAAUUUAAGCACCCCAACGGAAAGGUUAAAAGUUUUAGUUCCGUGUUUCCGGAUCGCCUUGUUGUUACCGUUGCUGAGUAAGCGUUGUAUGAGUAAUAUAAGUAACUGCAAGGGGUUUACUUACAGUGAUUUUGAGAGGGUUUGUUACGGUAAUGGGGUGGUGACGGAGGUGACGCCGAACACGUGCACGCGGGUGUUUUCGGAAAAACGGAAAUGGAUGGCGGUUAAGGAGGUUUAUGAGAUUUUGGAUCAUAGGAUUCCUCAUGCGGAGGUUCUUGUUGGGGUUUCGGAGAGGGAAUUGGGGUUGUCGUUUAAGCCGAGGGGGUGUCGUGUGAGACCUGGGAACUGGGAGGAGCUUGUGGAGGCGUUGAAGUACGUGACGAAGGCGCUUGUGGCGCUGCACGACUUGUCGUUUAUGCAUAGGGAUUUGAAGUGGGAGAAGGUGAUGAGGAGGAUGGACAGGGAGGAGGAGUGGUUCGUGUGUGGCUUCGAUGAGGCGGCGGGGGCGCCGGAGCUGAAGGGGUGGCGCGUGGUGGGUGCGCGUGAGGGGCACGCGCCGGAGAUGGAGAGAGGGUUGCAUGGGGUGAAGGUGGAUGUGUGGGGUGUUGGGAACUUGAUAAGGACGUGUGGGUUGGGAGGGGUGCCGAAGAUGCUCAGGGAGUUGCAGAGUCGGUGCAUGGAGCAGAACCCGGAGCAGAGGCCCACGGCGGCAGACUGCUACCACCACCUGCUACAGCUGCAGUCGUCGCUGUCAGCUGCCGCCGCCGCCGCCGCCGGGGGUGUCACCGUGCUGUGAUUGGUGAUGGAUGGAUGAGUCGUUGAGACUUGAGAAUAAUGCUGGGGUUUUUUCUAUGUUACAUUUGGCAUUGGAUAUUAUUGAAUUAA
Messenger RNA from Glycine soja, 3436 nucleotides. RefSeq lists its product as uncharacterized. The record is from RefSeq and is a predicted model, not a curated record. NCBI's taxonomy places the organism in Eukaryota, Viridiplantae, Streptophyta, Magnoliopsida, Fabales, Fabaceae. Bases 312 to 3347 code for a protein of 1011 amino acids. The transcript is spliced from 4 exons.